AUGGGGCAGGAAUUCAAUCAGCAGUACUCUCCCAGCAGCUCAUAUCCACCUGCUCGGCCUAUGUAUCCUCCCUACGCUUCUGAGACUGAAAGGAGUUAUGGACAAGGUAGAGGGACGCAGCAGUCGGCUGGUGGUCAAGAUCCCUUUGGACACAACCGGUACGGGGGGCCCAGCCAGCCACCUGGCUAUCCUUCACGUACUGGCUAUUCUGCUCCACCUAUGGGACCACCAGCACAGCAACCCACAGGGUAUCCACCACAGCAAGACUAUUACCGUCAAGAUCCGGUAUAUUCUGGUCAACAAGCAGCUACUGCAACUGGCCCAGGUGGUCAGAUGUAUCCUGGAAGCCCUCAUAGUAAAUCAAUGCCACCUCCAGCUCCACAGACCCCUAGAAGGCAUCCAGAUUUUGCAAAAGACCCACAGCAGUCUCCCUAUCCACCAUAUAGUCAACAAAGGCCUUCUAUAUACGGCUGGAGUAGUGGUAACACUCAGUAUCGGGCACAGUACCCUCCACAAGGACCUGUUCCACAAGGGCCUCCACAGUGGAACCAAAAUGCUCAACGAGCUGGUGGUCCUGAGCCUGGUCAGCCAGCUAACAGCCAGUGGGACCAGCACCGCUACCAAGCUAGUGGACAGUCACCGUAUCAGCCUCCACAACAGCAGCAGUGGGUUCCAAGUAUGCAGACUCCUGGUAUUAAUCAAAACUCACUCCUAAGGCCACCGAUGGUUAGCCCACGUGCUCCAUUCCGACCGGAAGGAAAGCCCUAUUCGAUGCAGCAACUACCGGGUUCAAAGGCGCAGCCACCUGGGAUGAAUAAUGCGCAGGUCUACCAACAACAGAGUGCCCCAAAGCGAGAGAUCGUUUUCCCUCCAGAAAGUGUGGAAGCAAUAUUGCCUGUUUUGUAUAAACGCAAGCGAAUGACACGAGGGGAUGUAGCACCUGUAGAAGCAUGGAGGCUUAUGAUGAGUCUGCGCUCUGGCCUACUGGCAGAGAGUGCUUGGGCUCUGGAUAUUCUCAACAUCCUUUUGUUUGAUGAUAGCACAGUUGCAUAUUUUGGACUAGCCCACAUGCCAGGACUACUUGAUGUGCUGUUGGAGCAUUUCAGACGCAGUUUAGCUGACAUGUUUGACUCGCCUCUUCCAGAUUCUGUGAAGAAGUGGUUCCAGGCACCAAAGGUGGAAACACCGGAAGUGGACCUAGGGCAAGUUAGAGUGCCAGUUGAUCCUGCAGAUCACAUCACAUUAAUGAAAUCGACACCAAAUUAUACUCUUGUGACUAGAAACGGUGAGGUAGUUCGAAUUGUGAACAGAGAUAAUGAGAUUUUUGUUGUGGAUAAUCGGAAGAGCUGGGACAUUGAAGGUGACUUGGCAGAAAACUAUGACGUGGUUCAAGACCCGUGGCAGUUGACCUCUUCAGACAUCAGUUCGACGAAGUACAUUGUGUCAUGUUUCCAAGGAGAGUUCGGUAAUGUUCCAUUUGCGAGACUGCUCGAUGACAGUAAAACUGUAGGUGCCGAAGAGGAAGAAGAUUGUCGGACAAAAGUAAGUGAAGAAGAAUCGUAUCCCAUUGAAAACUUGAGUGUAACUCCUCCCAUAGUGCUAAAAGUGGAAUGUAGUGAUGACAACGGUGUUAUUGAUAGUUCGAGCAGUGCAUCUAAUGUGAUACUUAAUGAGGAACAUUUGAUUAAAGACAGCUCCUUCGUUGAUGUGCAGGAUAGUGAUGAAGUGAAACGGACUAAAACUAUUUUGAGUGAUGUGUUUUCGCGGAUAAAAACGGAAAAUACGGAAGAAAAUUCAUUGCUGCCUGAACACUGUGUAGACCCCUUAGAGCCUCCUAAAGAAACUGUAGAAGUGAAAAAGGAAGCAAACUGUGUCGAAAGUGAGAGCAGUAGUAAUUAUGAAAGGGAGUUGCCGCAUUCUCCAAAUGUACCAAAGGAUAUUGAAACAAAGAGUGAUAAUGCUGUAUCAGAAACUAGUGACACAAAUAAUUUUAGCAGCAGUAACAUAAAAACAGAACAUACAAACAAUGACAAUAGUUCUAAUAGCAAUGAGAAAAUGGAAACAGAAAUGGAACAAGAUGUGUUCCUCGAAGGUUCUGAACAUGAAGGAAAAGACAUAAACAUGGAAGAUGACUAUGGUGACGAAGCUGAAGAAAAGUCAAAAGUAACAGAUGUGAGACCAGAGAUAAAGGGAGAAAACAGGGGCGGCAUACAAAUAAGGGAUCCUGCGGGAACGUUGAAAAGAAGACGUAUGUCAGAUUAUGAAGACGAAUGUUACGCGAGAGAUGAAGCGAGCCUUUACCUUGUUACUGAUACACAGGAUGCAAAGGCAAGGCGUUGUGUUUGUCUUUCAACUAUUUUGAGGAAUCUGACAUUUGUCCCGGGCAAUGAAGCAGAGUUUGCCAAAAAUGUUACAUUCCUUGAUUUGUUGGGGAAGCUUUUACUCUUACACCACGAACAUCCUCCUCGUGCACAGAAACAGCGCAAUUAUGACCGUGAAGAAGAUGCUGACUUUGCAGAUUCUUGUAGCAGUUUACAAGGUGAGGCGGAAUGGUGGUGGGACUUCUUGCACCAUGUGCGCGAAAAUGUGUUGGUGACAGCGGCUAAUAUUGCCGGUCAUAUGGACCUCGGUCAACAUCCUGAGGAAGUGUCGCGGCCCGUAAUUGAUGGACUUCUUCACUGGGCAGUUUGUCCAGCUGCUCAUGGUCAGGACCCAUUUCCCGGAUCUUCAGGCUCGUUGUCACCCCAGCGCCUCGCACUGGAAGCUCUGUGCAAAUUGUGCGUAACGGACUCUAAUGUAGAUCUGGUUGUAGCUACGCCACCCUACUCCCGUUUGGAACGUCUGUGUGCUGUGCUGACACGACUUCUGUGCUGGUCAAAAGAGCAAGUGCUACGAGAGUUUGCAGUGAAUAUGCUGCACUACCUGGCCGCUGCGGACAGUGGUGUGGCACGUACUGUUGCACUGCAGAGCCCGUGUGUGUCCUUGCUAGUAGCAUUCAUCGAGCAGGCGGAAGCUACUGCAUUAGGGGUAGCCUAUCAGCACGGUAUCGGUGCACUUAUAGACAAUCCAGAUGCUAUGGGAACCAGUCUGGAUAUGCUGAGGCGUGCGGCUGGUACAUUACUUCAUCUGGCACGACAUCCUGAAAACCGGCCACUCUUCCUGCAGCAAGAACAACGUCUGUUAUCCCUCGUCAUGAGCCAGAUCCUCGAUCAGCAAGUGGCAGCUGUAAUCUCCAGUGUUCUUUUCCAGUGCUCAUGGCCCUCUUCGUAGCAUGCACAGCAGUUGUAGACAACUAAGUGGUGAAACUGGCACGGAUGUUUCCUUCUCUUGUGAUUUUUGCUGGAACAUAUUGUGAGAGAUGACUUUUAAGUCUGAAUGUAAUGAGGACUGAGUUUCCGGUUCGUCAGUCCUUUAUUCCUUUCUUUUA
Messenger RNA from Schistocerca serialis cubense, 3427 nucleotides. RefSeq names its product trithorax group protein osa-like. Gene Ontology annotation, biological process: chromatin remodeling; regulation of transcription by RNA polymerase II; positive regulation of DNA-templated transcription. Bases 1 to 3270 code for a protein of 1089 amino acids. The transcript has 7 exons. Gene Ontology annotation, molecular function: nucleosome binding. Gene Ontology annotation, cellular component: SWI/SNF complex; brahma complex; nBAF complex. Lineage: Eukaryota; Metazoa; Arthropoda; Insecta; Orthoptera; Acrididae. The record is from RefSeq and is a predicted model, not a curated record.